Messenger RNA from Angiostrongylus costaricensis, 492 nucleotides. The record is from the annotation of a GenBank genome assembly. NCBI's taxonomy places the organism in Eukaryota, Metazoa, Nematoda, Chromadorea, Rhabditida, Metastrongylidae.
AUGUAUAAUGGUAUAGGCCUUCAGACGGCACGUGGUACAGGUACGAAUGGAUACGUACAAGCAAAUCUAUCAAACCUGCUUCUUUCCAAGAAACGUGUUGAAUACAACAGUGAAGCUGACUUACGUCGUAUUGAAGCAGAACUAAACCGAGCGCCCAAUGAGGAACUUCUGCAGCAUCAAAGAAAGAGGGCUAUCGAAAUGAAAUGUGCCGAAUUUGAAAUGUUAAUGGAGGAGAAGGGUUUCGAUGAUGAUGAAAUCCAGAAGAAAGUCUCAGACUAUCGCAAACUUUUGCUGAGUCAACUGGAGUCGGGUGAACUCAAUUUGGAUUCAGAGCUAGACACAAGGGAUUCUCACGCGAGGGCCAAAGCUGCUGUUCAGAUCCGUGAUAGGAUGAGGGAUGCCCUUGGAGUAAGUAAGGACUUCGUACCCGGUGCUUCAAUGCAAGCGUUAGUUGCAUUUUAUACAUGGCACAAUCGCCUAAUUGUUGUGUGA